AUGGAUGACCAGACCCGCAGCGUGAUCCCGUCGCCUUCGUCCUCCAGGCACAGGGGCAGCAACGAGACUGACCGCCGGGGUUAUGCCGUGGUGGAGAAGGGCAUCAUGACUGUGGAAAACAUGCUGGAGGAAUCCGCCGUGCUCUCGGCGCCUCACCUGUCCGUGGAUAGAUUUGAGCGCGGUCGCCAAGGAUGCUGCGAGAGGGUCGUUAUCAACAUUUCAGGUUUACGCUUCGAGACGCAACUUAAAACUUUCAACCAGUUCCCAGACACGCUGCUGGGGGACCCCAGGAAAAGAAUGCGCUACUUUGACCCACUGAGGAACGAGUACUUCUUCGACAGGAACAGACCCAGCUUUGAUGCCAUCCUGUACUACUACCAGUCAGGGGGUCGCUUACGGAGACCUGUUAACGUCCCCAUUGAUAUUUUCUCCGAGGAAAUUAGGUUUUAUCAACUCGGGGAGGAAGCAAUGGAGAAAUUCCGUGAUGAUGAAGGCUUUAUAAAAGAAGAGGAGCGCGUACUGCCCAAACAUGACUUCCAAAAGCAGGUUUGGCUUUUGUUUGAGUAUCCUGAAAGCUCCGGACCAGCGAGGGGGAUAGCCAUCGUUUCAGUGCUUGUCAUUUUGAUUUCAAUUGUCAUUUUUUGCAUGGAGACUCUGCCGGAAUUUCGGGAUGACAGAGACCCAGCCACAGUGGCACCCACGGUCAAUGGCACGGCGCCUUUUGUGCCAAACCCCUUCACAGACCCAUUCUUUGUGAUAGAGACCCUCUGUAUCAUAUGGUUCUCUUUCGAGUUGCUGGUCAGGUUUUUCGCCUGCCCCAGCAAAACAACCUUCUCCAAAAACAUCAUGAAUAUCAUUGACAUUGUCGCCAUAAUCCCCUACUUUAUCACUUUGGGGACAGAGCUGGCCCAGAAGGAAAACAACAGUGGCCAGCAGGCGAUGUCCCUCGCCAUCCUGAGGGUGAUCAGACUGGUGAGGGUCUUUCGCAUUUUUAAGCUCUCACGACACUCAAAGGGACUUCAGAUUUUGGGACAGACCCUUAAGGCCAGCAUGAGGGAGCUGGGCUUGCUCAUAUUUUUUCUUUUCAUCGGAGUUAUUCUCUUCUCCAGCGCGGUUUACUUUGCAGAAGCAGACGACCCCACUUCCAGCUUCACCAGCAUCCCGGACGCGUUUUGGUGGGCAGUGGUCACCAUGACCACAGUUGGAUACGGAGACAUGCACCCGGUGACCAUCGGUGGGAAAAUAGUGGGGUCUCUAUGCGCAAUAGCUGGCGUGCUGACCAUUGCCUUACCAGUGCCAGUGAUUGUGUCCAAUUUUAACUAUUUUUACCACAGGGAGACUGACGGAGAGGAUCAGCCACAUUACGCACACAUAGUCAGCUGUGAGCACCUCCCCUCUGAGGAGCUGAGGAGGUCGUCCAGCUCCUCAUCCCUGAGCAAGUCAGAGUAUAUGGUGAUAGAGGAGGGCAUCAACAGUGCGUUCAAGCAGCCCAACUUCACCACCGAGAACAACCAGAACUGCGUGAACAUCAAAAAGAUUUUCACAGACGUGUAA
Scomber scombrus (Atlantic mackerel) is the source of this 1554-nucleotide messenger RNA. It is a transcript of the gene kcna3a, whose product is annotated as potassium voltage-gated channel, shaker-related subfamily, member 3a. Gene Ontology annotation, molecular function: protein binding; delayed rectifier potassium channel activity. Gene Ontology annotation, biological process: protein homooligomerization; potassium ion transmembrane transport. NCBI's taxonomy places the organism in Eukaryota, Metazoa, Chordata, Actinopteri, Scombriformes, Scombridae. The record is from RefSeq and is a predicted model, not a curated record. The transcript has a single exon. Bases 1 to 1554 code for a protein of 517 amino acids. Gene Ontology annotation, cellular component: membrane; voltage-gated potassium channel complex.